UUUCAUAUUUCGAGUUGGGAUUGUUAGAUUUUGUUUGUUUCCCUUUUGAAUCAAAUGAAAUUUUGAUCGGUCAAUUUAUAUUGAAAGUCAAGGCACUGUUGUGAAGAGCAGGGGACUUAUUAGACACCAUUGAUUGAUUCAGGCUGAUGUUCAUGAGUCAUCUUCUUGAAUCAUAUCUGCAUCAAAUUCUCAGUCUUGGAGAACACUUUCGUUGAGCCAUCCUACUGUUUAAUGCUAUGCUUGUAGCGCCUUCAGAAUGAAACUUUAUCUUAGUUGGGCAUGACCAAAACCAUGUCAACCAAUUGUCUUCAGUAUUGUCCUCAAUUGUUGUUAGCUUUCAGUUCAUAUGAAUGUGUUUUUUUCCCCAGUUUUGCCUUCUCUUCUGGUACAUCUCAUACAUCUUGGCAUUCUUAAUUUAAAUAGGCUUAUAUUGUGGAUAUCAUUUCUUGACUGUUGAGCAAAUAAUUUUCAGUUUGUUGGUUAGGAUUCAUCAUCCAUCAGGUUUGAAACACCUUUCAAUUUAAUCUUUCCCAUUGUAGCUAGGUUACCAACAUCUUCAAUCUAUCCCACUUUGUAGAUGAUUAGACACCGAUAUAAAGAAAGCAGACACUCAUGGGUAUCACCAGGAAAUGUCAUUCUUGAAGCAUCUUUGUGGUGACUUGAAGGCCCACCUCUUAGUAUUGUCGCUGUACAGCUCUAAAUUAUUUUCAGAUCUGAAGUAAACCCCAGAAAGUUUCUUCAUCCUAGUCCCUCAGUGAGAUAGCUUGAUACUCCAUAUCUCAUUAUAAUCCAUCACAGAGAAAUUGAUUUGCUUAAUUGACAAAAAUGACAGAAAACUUCAGCUACACAGCUUGCAGACAGUUAUCUGAAAUGUUCUUCGCAGUACUUUUCUUUCACAGUUCUGAAUAUGUCAUUGCAGUCACCAUUCAUGGAAGGUCUAAUGUAACUCGCAAGUCUAUUUUGAUCAGUAAAGUUUAUUUGCUGGAAAUGGUUUGUUCACUGCUGGAGUACUUAGUUGAAAUUGUUUUAUUUCCUGGGUUGAAGGAAAUUUGGUGGAUAAGCAACUCAGGCCUUGCAAUGGUUGUAAUUGGGGAAAUCAUAAGGAAAACAGCAAUUUUAACAGCUGGGCGGGCCUUCACUCUUGUUAUCAGGGUUCGUUAUGAAGAGGAUCACAAAUUGGUAACUCAUGGAAUCUAUGGAUAUAUGCGUCACCCGGGAUAUUCUGGUUUUUUCAUAUGGUAUGUUGGCACUCAGAUAAUGCUCUGUAAUCCCAUCUGCACAAUUGCAUUUGCAAUUAUCGUCUGGCACUUCUUUUAUGAACGAAUACUAUAUGAGGAGUCUUUCCUGAGGCAGUUUUUUGGGUCGGAGUAUGAGGAAUAUGCACAACUGGUGCCUUCUGGAUUGCCGUUUGUGAAGUGAAGUGGCAGACCCCAGAAGAAAAGAUGGGGCUUUGAGCAUUCUCCUGUCAUGGAUUGAUGAAGCAGCACUAAAAUUAGUUUCAUGGUGUGAUGGUGCAGGGAGAAGGUUGCAUGAGGAAUGUUGCAGUGAACAUCUAUCAGAUUGAUCCAAGAAGACGAUACUUAGAUAAUGAUGUGGUCUUCCUGACUUACAAAUUUUGUUCUUUGCUGAACUGACAUGCCCUAAGUGGUGUUUUGUUUUUUUGACUUAAUUCUCUUAAAAUUAAAUAUUUCUUAUUAGUGUUAAGUAU
This is a messenger RNA of Vitis vinifera (wine grape), 1708 nucleotides long. Its product is annotated as protein-S-isoprenylcysteine O-methyltransferase B. Gene Ontology annotation, biological process: C-terminal protein methylation. Gene Ontology annotation, molecular function: protein C-terminal S-isoprenylcysteine carboxyl O-methyltransferase activity. The record is from RefSeq and is a predicted model, not a curated record. The transcript is spliced from 3 exons. NCBI's taxonomy places the organism in Eukaryota, Viridiplantae, Streptophyta, Magnoliopsida, Vitales, Vitaceae. Bases 826 to 1419 code for a protein of 197 amino acids. Gene Ontology annotation, cellular component: membrane; endoplasmic reticulum.